Molecule: messenger RNA, 3291 nt
Organism: Lichtheimia ornata
Lineage: Eukaryota; Fungi; Mucoromycota; Mucoromycetes; Mucorales; Lichtheimiaceae
Exons: 7
Coding region: 1-3291 (1096 amino acids)
Biological process (GO): protein import into nucleus
Cellular component (GO): cytoplasm; nucleus
Molecular function (GO): small GTPase binding; nuclear import signal receptor activity
Source: RefSeq, a predicted model, not a curated record
AUGGAAGUUCCUGCGGACGCCCUUCAGCAAUUGGCACCUGUGCUGACGAGCUUAUUAUCUCCUGAUAAUACUCAGAGAUCUGCCGCAGAGACUCAGCUCAAUGAUCAAUGGGUUAAGCAACAACCAGAUCUCUUGCUUGUCGGAUUGGCUCAAUUCGUUGCCCAGAACCCUGAAGUGCAGUUGCGUUCGCAUUGCAGUGUCCUUUUGCGUCGUCUUGCUUUCAAGCAGUUCACUUCGGCUACUGAUCCCGAUGCUCGCCUUUGGGAAAUGAUCCAGGAUAACACUAGAAACAGUGUCAAGGAACUUCUUUUGAUGGCCCUCGCCAAUGAAACCGAUCAAGGCACUCGACACAAAGUGGCCGAUACCAUUGCUGAAGUGGCAAAGACGGAUUUGGAAACAAAUGUCAAAUGGGAAGCACUUCUCAAGGCCUUGUUUGAAUGUAGUCAAGCACCCAGCGCUGCUCAUCGUGAAUCCGCAUUCCGUAUCUUUGCCUCUGUCCCUGAUUUGAUUUCUGAUCAGCAUGUCGAUACCCUCAAGAAUGUUUUCCUCACCAGCCUUACUGAUGCCGAAAGCCAAUCUGUCCGCUUGGAAUCAAUGAAGGCUGCAGCUGCUUACAUUGUUCAAUCCGAUGAUCAAGUGCAAAAGGCUAUGGGUGCUUUGAUGCCCAACAUGCUCGAGACUCUUGGCCCUGUUGUCGCUUCUCACGAUGAUCAAACUUUGGUCGAUGGCUUGAUGGUGCUUAUUGAACUCGCUGACAGCGCUCCUAUUCUUUUCAAGCCUGUUUUGCCCAACUUGUUAUCCGUCAUGGUGAACAUUGCCAAGGAUAAGACCUUUGAAGAUCGUACUCGUCAAACUGCUUUGGAGUUGCUCUUGACCCUUGCUGAAGCCAAGACCAGCAUGGUGCGUAAGCAAGAGAACUUUGCUAGUGAGAUCAUUCCUGUGGCUAUGGAAAUGCUUACCGAUAUCGAGGAUGAUCAAUCAUGGUACACCACUGAUGAUCUCGAUGAAGAUGAUAACGAGGAGAACUAUGUGGUUGGUGAAAGCACCUUGGAUAGAAUCGCUCGUACCAUUGGUGGCAAGGGUGUCGUUCCUGUCGCUUUCCAAUAUAUCCCUCAAAUGCUUCAAUCCGGUGAAUGGCAACAACGUCGUGGUGCUUUGAUGGCUAUUUCUUCUAUUGCUGAGGGAUGUGUCAAGGUCAUGAAGCCUGAGCUUGGCAACAUUAUCCAAAUGGUUACGCCUUACCUCAAGGAUCCUCAUCCACGUGUUCGUUACGCUGCUUGCAAUGCUCUUGGUCAAAUGUCUACCGAUUUUGCUCCCUACUUGCAAAAGAACUUCCACCAAGCUGUUAUCACUUCCAUUUUGCCUGUUAUGGAUGACAGCUCUCAACCUCGUGUACAAGCUCAUGCUGCUGCUGCCAUGGUCAACUUUUGUGAGGAAGCUGAAAAGGCAACUUUGGAUCCUUACCUUGAUGCUAUCUUUGAACGUUUGUUGGUUCUCCUUCAAACCUCUAAGGUGUAUGUUCAAGAGCAAGCUAUCACCACCAUUGCCACUGUCGCCGACUCUGCCGAAGACAAGUUUGUCAAGUAUCACUCCGUGAUCAUGCCUCUCCUCCUCAACAUUUUGCGUGGUGCCACUGAUAAGCAAUAUCGCCUCUUGCGUGGUCGUGCUAUUGAAUGUGCUUCAUUGAUUGGUCUCGCUAUUGGCAAGGAAGGUUUUGCUCCCUACACCCAAGACUUUAUCCAAAUCUUGGCUGAGAUCCAGCAAUCGGUGACUGAUCCCGAUGAUAUUCAAACCACUUACUUGCUUGCUGCUUGGGCCCGUAUGUGCAAGAUGAUGGGUCAAGACUUUUUGCCUUAUCUCCCCAACAUCAUGCCACCUCUUCUUCAAUCCGCACGUGUCACUCCUGAAUUCACCUUUGUUGAUCCCGAGGAGGAGGAUGUUGAGGCUAAGUAUCCUUCCGAAGAUGGUUGGGAAUUUGUUGGUAUCAAUGGCCAACAAAUUGGUAUCAAGACCUCGGUUCUUGAAGAAAAGCACACUGCCAUUGAAAUGCUUGUGAGCUAUGCACGUGAUCUUGGUGCUGGUUUCUUGCCCUAUGUUCCUCAAGUCUUGGAGAUUGCACUUCCUCUUCUCAAGUUUUACUUCCACGAUGGUGUACGUCAUGCUGCAGCUGCCCUUAUUCCCUUGUUGCUUCGUGAUGCAAAGGAAGCCAAUAUCGCUCCCAACGAAUUGCAAACCAUGUGGAACACUAUCUUUGAAAAGGUCAUGAACAUUAUGAACAAGGAAGACGACAUCACUUUCCUCGCUCAAUUGUACUCUACUUUCUACGAGUGUGUUGAAGUCCUUGGUGAGAACUCUUUGCAACCCGCUCAUCUCGAAGCCUUCACUACUGCUGCUGAGGGUCAACUCAAGAUGUACCUUGAACGUUUGACCUUGCAAGAAGCCGAGAAGCAAAAUGGCGAAUAUGAUCCUGAGGAUGAUGAACAAGCUAUGGAGGAUGAGAUCACUGAGGAGGAUGCUCUUAGUGAACUUGCACGUGCUUUCCAAGCCAUCUUCAAGACCCAUCAAGCCGUUUUCUUGCCCUACUUUGAAAAGCUGCUGCCAUUGGUUGUUCAAUUCCUUAACCACCCCAGCAUGGCUGCUCGCCAAUGGGCUGUAUGUAUCUUUGACGACUUUGUGGAAUACCUUGGUCCUGUCUCUUUCAAUUACUCCAACUACUUUAUGCAAAGCAUGGUCAAUGCUCUUCAAGAUCCUGCUCCCGAAGUUCGACAAGCUGCUGCUUAUGGUCUUGGUGUGUGUGGUCAAUUUGGUGGCCCUCAAUACGCUGAUGUGUGUGCUGGUUCCCUCAACGCACUCUUUGGUAUCAUUAACGCACCCAACGCUCGUGAUGAAAGCGUAGUGUUCGUAACUGAAAAUGCCAUCUCUGCCGUAUCCAAGAUUUGCAAGUACAACAGCAGCAAGUUUGCUUUGGAUGAAGUUUUGUCGGCUUGGUUUGCAUCCCUUCCCAUCAUUUACGAUGAACUUGAAGCUAUCAGCGUAUACACUUAUCUCUUGGAAUUGCUGGAGCAGAACCAUCCUAGCAUCUUGGGUCAAAACAACGCCAACAUUCCCAGCUUGGUUAAGAUUUUCACUGAGGUCCUCGCAGCUGAUAUUCUUCAACCCGAACUUACUGGCCGUGUUGUUAACAGUCUCAAGGUUAUCCUUGGUGGUGUGGAUGAUGCUACUCGAUCACAGCUGUGGAAUGCUAUUCCUGUCGACACCAGAGCCAUCCUUCAAGAGAAGGGUUACGUCUAG